AUGCCGCCGAAACUUUUGUGCAGUAAGUGCAAGAUUGAGCGGGCUGCGUUGAAGCGCCCCCGCAACGGCCAGCUGCUGUGCCGCGAGUGCUUCUUCGAUCUCUUUGAGACAGAGAUCCAUGAAACAAUCGUAAAGGAGCAGCUGUUUCGUCCAGGCGACGUCGUCGCCUCUGGUGCCAGCGGGGGUAAAGACAGCACCGUUCUCAUUCACCUCCUCGACACUCUGAACAAGCGGUACAAUUAUGGCAUUCACAUCGAGCUGGUCAGCAUCGACGAGGGCAUCGUCGGCUACCGCGACGAUAGCCUGGAAACGGUGAAGCGCAACUCUGCCUUCUACGGGCUUCCCCUGCACAUCCUCUCCUAUCAGGAUAUCUUUGGGUGGACGAUGGACGACAUCGUGCGUGUGGUGGGGCUGCGCAACAACUGCACCUUCUGCGGUGUCUUUCGCCGUCAAGCGCUGGAGAAAGGGGCGGUGCUGGUGAGGGCGGACAAGAUUGCGACCGGACACAACGCUGAUGACAUGGCAGAAACAAUUUUGAUGAAUUUCUUACGUGCCGACGCACCGCGGCUGUCGCGCUGCACGGGCGCCGUGAGCACCGGCGAGGGCAUUCUCCCACGCGUGAAGCCGCUGAAGCACGCCUAUGAGAAGGAAAUCGUCCUCUACGCCCACUUCAAGAAGCUCGACUACUUCACCACGGAGUGCACCUACGCGAAGGAGGCGUUUCGCGGGACGGCGCGCACCCUCGUAAAGGAGUUGGAGGUGCUGCGGCCGCGCAGCAUCGCGGACACGGUGUACAGUGGAGAGCACCUGGAGGUUCAGGCGCAAGACGCCGUGCCGACUAGUGGGGCGCCGAAGCCGUGUGCGAAGUGCGGCUACGUGACGAGUCAGCGUCUGUGUCGUGCGUGCGUGCUUUUGGAGUCGCUGGCGAGGGGAGACCCGUCGGCGGCCCUGCACCGUACGAUGGUGUAG
Leptomonas pyrrhocoris is the source of this 969-nucleotide messenger RNA. RefSeq lists its product as hypothetical. The transcript has a single exon. Gene Ontology annotation, biological process: tRNA wobble position uridine thiolation. The coding region runs from base 1 to 969 and encodes 322 amino acids. Lineage: Eukaryota; Euglenozoa; Kinetoplastea; Trypanosomatida; Trypanosomatidae. Gene Ontology annotation, cellular component: mitochondrion; cytosolic tRNA wobble base thiouridylase complex. The record is from RefSeq and is a predicted model, not a curated record. Gene Ontology annotation, molecular function: tRNA binding.